UGUGCAACUGCAUGCACAACGGCGGCGCCAAGUGCGUUUGCGUGGCGUACAAGACUCUUAGGGCUUCUCAGGAAGAGUUUUUCCUCAAAGAUAAGGGUUAUGGUGGUGAUGAAGGAGAAGAAGAAGCAAAAGAUGAGAGUGUGAGUGCUAUAGAAAUUGAGGGAACAAAAGUUGAAGAAGAUGAAGAAGAAGGUUGUGAAAUGGAAGGAAGUUCCACUGUGAAACGAAGGAGGGAGAGGGAUAGGUUGUUGGAAGAAGCGAGGAAUAGUGUUCCUGAAAAUGGGUUUGGGAGGGUUUUGCAUUUGGUUAAGGCCUUUGAGAGACUUCUCACUAUGCCCAAAAGCUCAAAGGAGAAAGAUCACAAGGAUCAUCAUGAUCAUGAUGAGCAAGAGAAUGAUCAUGAUCAUGGAGAGAAAGAGAAGAAGAACAAGGUGAUGAAAUGGGCUUUACCAGGGUUGCAAUUUGAACAACAUAAUAAGGCACUUGAAGUUACUGAUGAUGCUUCUGUUUCUGGUUCUUCUUCGUCAUGCUACCCAUCUGGGCUGGUUUUGACAUCCAAGAACCUUGGCUUAGAUCAAGGGAUUUUAGUUUCUUCUUGGGAUAGUAGCCGAGCAAGUGUGUCUAGCAGGACUUCUGGGGGUAGAAGGAGCAGGAGAAAUAGCUUGGAAUCUUCCUCUGGGACGUUAGGAGGGAGGAGGUGGAAUAGGAAGGAGAAGCUAAAAGUCACCAGAGCAAAACCAUUUAAGUUAAGGACUGAGCAAAGGGGAAAGUUGAAAGAGGAAGAAUUUAUGAAGAAAGUGCAAGAGAUGAUGUCUGAAGAAGAGAAGAUGAGGAUACCAAUUGCACAAGGUCUUCCAUGGACAACAGAUGAACCAGAGUUCACUUUUUACUUAGGCUACACCUUAAAAUUCACUACAGCAGAGACGGCGUUCAACAUGAAUGGUGGUCGAAGACAGUUGAGACGAUCAGAAAAUCAUGUGACCUUCUUCGUCUCAAGGUCAAGGUUUUCAGAAGCAUAUAGAGAGGUGGAUCUGUGGAAAAUAUUCCAGAAGUAG
Molecule: messenger RNA, 1055 nt
Organism: Cajanus cajan (pigeon pea)
Lineage: Eukaryota; Viridiplantae; Streptophyta; Magnoliopsida; Fabales; Fabaceae
Product: microtubule-destabilizing protein 60
Biological process (GO): regulation of mitotic spindle organization; activation of protein kinase activity; mitotic spindle assembly
Cellular component (GO): nuclear microtubule; spindle
Molecular function (GO): microtubule binding; protein kinase activator activity
Source: RefSeq, a predicted model, not a curated record